This is a messenger RNA of Helobdella robusta, 6852 nucleotides long. RefSeq lists its product as hypothetical. Gene Ontology annotation, cellular component: plasma membrane. The transcript has 43 exons. The record is from RefSeq and is a predicted model, not a curated record. Bases 283 to 6852 code for a protein of 2189 amino acids. Lineage: Eukaryota; Metazoa; Annelida; Clitellata; Rhynchobdellida; Glossiphoniidae.
UUUUUUUCAAUUUUAUAAAUUUUAUUUUUCAUAGUAAACUAAGUGAUAUAAGUUUCAGUAUAAAUAUUUAGCUAUAAUGUUGUUUAAUUUUACGUGAUUUUAAAGUUUAAAAAGUGUAUCUACGUUUUAUUAUGAUUACAUUAUUUAUUAUAUAUGAGAAUCUGAGAAUUUAGAUUUUAGAAUGAUUUUAUUUUUAGUUUUUUAGAAAAUUGGUGAGUUAAUUAACUAAUAGUUGAUAGUAGUGACUUGGUUACUUAAGUUCUCUUUAUAAACUUGUGGCCUAUGUUUCCGUUUCGUUCAAUCAAAUAUUUCACAAUAUUUGAAGUCGUUUUGUUAACCUUCUACUCAGUUACUGGCAGUACCGCAAUGUAUAUAGGAUGUUAUUCCUUUAUUCUUGAAGUCAACAUAAAAAUGAUUCAUUCCUUUGAGAACUGCAAAGCUUUUUGCAUGAAGAACAGUAAUGUACCCUAUAUUGCAUUGCAUAAAGGCAGAGAAUGUUAUUGUGUGGCACGAGCCAGCUAUCCGGUUACGUCAAAACUUUGUGACUCAAGGUGUGCAAGCAGUCUAAACAACUUGAGAGAUGGGUGUGGGGGAAAGUUUUUCUAUUCACUCUAUUCCAUUAGGGCGACAGUGGAUUAUCAGCACUCUUUGAUUGAUCACAGUGCUAAGCUCACUCCUAAUUCAAUAGAAAUCGACGGAUCAGGUUAUCUAACAGUUGAAAUUUGCAUAUCUAUGUGCAUAGAGCUCAACAAAACUCUUGCCACAGUUGGAAGAACGAAAUGUCAUUGUGGAUCAAUUGAAGAUCAGAUAGAUCUGACGUCUCCACUCUUGUUCAAAAUUAAAUGCCACGCCACGUGUCCAGGGGAUACCAGUCAGAUAUGCGACUGCAAUACUAAAUAUUCAACAGAGUUCCAGGUUGAAGUGCAGACGGGAAGCUCCUAUAUAAGCCACUGCUGGAAUGGACCGGUACACAGACCCAGCGUUAGUUGUGCUGGUGGUUGUCAGCCUGGUUGGAAAGGAUCAUCAUGUGAUCUGAGAGACUGUUCUCAAAACAAUGGACAAUGCGGCAGUCAUCUCAAAUGUGAGGUGGUGACGGUGAACGACAGGACGUAUUCUGAAUGCGUUUGCACCAGUGACAAGUACAGAACUAAACUGUGGACUUGUGACACAUUAGCUGCCAAGAGGAAUCUGGCUUUGAGAAAAGGUGUAACUUCUUCACGCGUUUUAUCUCCAAAAGAGGGCAAAGGAAAUUUUCGAAGAGAAGAUAUGGUAGAUGGCCAAGUGCUCGGAUCCAAGAUGAUACAUCUGGAUUCGAGAGGGGACAGCAUUGAGUGGAUUGCGGUCGAUUUAGCUUUCGUGUACGAAAUUGAUUACGUUGUUGCUUUUAACAGACAGUGCGUGCCAACGAUUGACGACUGCGCAACAAGAAUUGAAGGACUUAAAGUUGGCUUGAACGAUACUCUGGAACUUGCCAACGAGAAGUUGUUGGGUAAUUAUUCAUUGUGUGGCGUGCUUCCGCCAAUGAAGAGAUAUUUGGCAGGGGUUCCUUUAAAAAUUUCUUGCACGUCUCCUGUUUUUGGUCGUUUCGUCAUCAUCCAGCCGAGAGCUGGUGUGCGUGGUUUCACGCUGGUCGAACUCGAAGUUUACGAAAAAGCCAAGCGUCAACCCGUAGAUAAGAUUGGAUGCUUCGAGGUCUUCGAAUCAAGCUUGAACGUUUCAGUCUCCAGCGUUCAGUCCUGUCAGGAUGAAUGCGAGAAUUACGGUCUCGAUAAUUUGAUCUUCGCUAUGAAGCGUGGAAUUUGCUACUGCGGGUCGAAGGCGGACAUGAUGAUUGAAGUCGUGUCCAUCGAAUGCGACAAACAUUUCGUCGUUUAUUCCGGUAGGAAGGUUUUUGUGGAGGCGUUGAUGGGUUGUUUCGUUAGUGGGAUGUUGGACGACAAGACUCCAACCAAGAUGAUCCUCUCCAACGAUUCAGCCUACACGUCCUGCUCUUUAUUUUGCAAGAGAUUAAACGCCGUUGAGUUCGCUAUUUCGAUAAUGUUUUGCCUGUGUGGAGACCUCUACGACAAAUAUGCCAUGGUCAGACCACAGGAAUGCAACGUCAAGUGUUUGGACAGGAAAAAGAAAUUGUGUGGUGCUGAUAAGAGAUAUUCUUUAUACAGAAUUUUCGACCGUUACGAUUUUCUGGAAAGACCCCGGCACAAUUUUUGCUUCAACUCUGAUGUUUCACUGGGAUCGAAUUGUAGUACUGUGCCAGGUGCUUGCUUUCCAGGGUGGAAAGGAGUGCUCUGUGAUAUCAGAGAUUGUAAGGUUGACAAUGGCAAAUGUGGAAACAACGCUUUCUGCUUGGAAUCCUUUGUUGACGGUAAGAAAGAAUCAAAAUGUCACUAUCCCGAUGGCUUUAAACUGACGGCGUCCGGAAAUUUAUUAGGUAUCUAUCUAAAUAAAGCGUCCGGUGUUAUGUAUCUCGGAUGUUACUGGGCGGUCGUGGCGGAGAGGAGUACUGCAGUUGAGUCUUACGCUGACUGUAAAAUAUUCUGCAGUCAGACACCUCAGAUCAUCAUGAUCGGCUUGCACAGAGGUGAGGAGUGCCACUGCUUGAGUAGUGCACGCUAUCCAGUCAGCUCGCUGCACUGCAAUCUCAGAUGUUCCGAUGGCAUUUCAUCUUGCGGGGGUUCUCAAUUUUUUUCCGUAUUUCAGAUUAAGCAUCAGUUGGACUUCAGUAACUUGCUGUUGACGAUAUCGGCCUAUGAUCUGAGGAGUAGGUGCAUCAUACUGAAGCACAAGUCGAUGACGUCAGAUAAGUGUGUGAAAGUUUGUCUCGAACUUAAAAAAAGUAUCGCCCUCUUGAAGGCCAGCAACCUGUGCGUGUGCACGACACCUCACCUGACAGACCCACUGAACUGCUUAUCUGAUGUUGAUUUCGUCUCAAACUGUACGCACGCCUGCCCAGGGGAUGAACACCAAAAAUGUUGGAGUGAAAACUGCCAGAUGAAAUUGUCCACACGCACCAAUUUCGAAAUGCAGACGUCAUUUUCCGCUCUGAUGCACUGCUCUGAUGGGGUUAAGUUCUCUACAAGUGAUUGUAAGAAGGGAUGCAAACCAGGAUGGAGAGGUGAACUAUGCAACGAAAGAGAUUGUUUAAAAAAUUUUGGAGACUGUGGAGCUCUGAUUUGUCAGAUGACAAGAGCGGGGGGCAAGGAAUAUUCAGAGUGUGUUUGUAAGAAGUUUUAUUACAGGACCAAGAAUUUCGUUUGUAAACCUCUGCCAAAAACGUAUAACCUGGCGCUAAGAAGAAAGGUCACCAUGAGUUCCUUUGGCCUCCUCAACUCUGAAAAUUCAUCGCUUAUCAAAUCAGAAUUUCAAGCAACUCAGCAUUGGAAGUAUGCUGUGGAUGGCAGUUUGGUCGAGUUGGAAGUUGUGCGUCUCUUCUCCCUGAACAGUUCCCACGCUGGCUGGCUGGCUGUCGAUCUGCUGGAGGAAUAUGCGAUCGCACGUGUUGUUGUCUACCCGAGGAAGUGCGACCAUCGAUGCAAAAGUAGUUUACCACAGCUGCUGCUGCUGCGUUUUAGCGUUCAAAAAAUUUUCUCGUUGUUUUUGAAAAAUGAAAUGAAUAUACGUAUCAUCUUACUCAUACGAUUGAUAGAUAAUUUAGAUCUAGAGCUCGACCAUCAUUUGUUGAUCACGCCAGGCUCAUUCGUUGUCGUUUUGAACUCGCGCUUGGAUGAUUCGGUACGUUCUCCGAGAUCGAACUCCGUUUUGUGCGGGGAGCAUUCAGCUGAUUCGAAAGGAGUGUGUCAACCACUCGAACCCAUCACCAUCGUCUGCAAUGACGCUUCCUACACCGCCAGGUUUGUUAUCAUUGAAAAGAUCGCUAACGUUGCAGCCGCUGCAAAGGGGGAGGACGUCCUCGCCGUCACUGAGGUUGAAGUUCACGGAGCUGUCCAGAAGCCCAACCAUCCGGUCUACAUCGGCUGUUUUGAGAAGUUCACAUCAUUCAACGUCAGUGAAGCCAGCCGCACAGAAGACUGUCAUAAAUUUUGCAAGAGCUUGGAUAGGGAGAACACGAUAUUUGCUAUUAAAAAAGGGACGACAUGUCACUGCGGUACGGAUGCCGACGUGAAGGUCGAUUUGAUGCACUGCGAUGAACACUUCCAGACGUUUUCAACCUAUCUGAACAAAGCGAGUUUCUUGGGUUGUUUCCAUGGUCACCAGCUGGAGGCGCUUGGAACGUUGAUGUACGAGGGGGACGUCAAAUCGCCGUUCAAAUCUUGCCAGUUUUAUUGUCGGUCUUAUCAUUUCAAAGAGUUUGCAUUGAAAAGGUCCGUAUGUUUGUGUGGUGAUAGGAUGUUUGAUGCCAGCAAGCAGAUCCCUACAAGUUCGUGUGCUAUCAUGUGUAAAGAUGAUUCUUCGAAAACUUGUGGCUCUUCCACAACUUUCUCCCUGUACAAAAGUAGGAGUCGGUUUAGCCACCGAACGGACCCAACACACCAUCACUUCUGCAUGAAUGAGGGUGACCUUUCGAAGGAUUGCCAGCCUGGCAACUGCACAGCUGGUUGGACUGGAGAGCUCUGUGACGUCAGAGAUUGUUCAGUGAAGAACGGCGACUGUGUGGAGAACUCGUCGUGUGUGGUGAACACGAGGGCGGGCAGGGAGAUCUCAGAGUGUAGGUAUCCAGUCAGACAUGGUCUCAACAAAUUGGGAAAAAUACAAAAAAUGGAGGAGAGUGCCGGUAAUGCGUCCAAGUACAUUGGCUGCUACGCCUCCGUUGUUCACUCAUCUGUAACCGCUGUUUACAGAAUCGAAGGUUGUAGAAUAUUUUGCGAGGACGAUGAUGAUUCAUACCUCAUCGGGCUUAACAAUGGUAGGAUGUGUUUUUGUGUGGAGAGGGCCGCCUAUGCGGUGUCGAGUAAACUCUGUGACAUGCCGUGUGGCCAGAAGGAUGAGAUUUGUGGUGCUGCCAAAUAUUACUCCAUCUACCAGAAAGUAUUGCAAGCCAUGAAGAAGUGCAGCAUCGUCAACUGGCCGCAGACUUUUAUUCACUUUAAUAAACAUUUUGCAGUUAAACCGGCAGAGGUGACAACGUUCGCGCUUCUUGACGCCGGCUCUCUCGUUCCUGAAAGUGCGAAAGUUUUCCAACAACUGCAUUCGCUGACUAUUGAAAUGUGCAUGGCCAUCUGUGCUGAAAAUAAUUUCCCCUUAGCUUACCUCACCGCAGGUGACGAGUGCAGAUGUGCAACGAGGGAUGCCGAGAAGUGCGGCCAUCCGAAAAGUUAUCAACAGAGCUGUAAUUCUCCAUGCAGAGGGAACGCCGAUCAGAAAUGUGGAGGAGAGAACUGUGCCGCAAAGUUCUUAGCGUGUCAAGUACAGAAUGGAGGUUGUGGUGGCCGUCUGACGUGCAACGUCGCCACAAUUAAAGGAGAUGAAUAUUCCGAAUGUGUCUGUCCGGAUGGCCAGUACAGGACUGCUACGUGGGAUUGCCAAAAUUUACCGCCUAAGAAUUUAGCAUUCAGGAAGAGGAUCCACUCCAGUCCCGAAUUUGAAGUCGGCCAGUCAAUGUAUCUGGUUGAUGGGCACAUCAUAAAGAAUUCCCUGUUUCCGGAUCUCCAAUCGCUGGAGGAGAUAAUAAUUACUUUGUACCUUGAAAAUGUAAGUAGCACAAGCUACAAAGUCGACCUGGACAAUGUUCUGGAUAGUUCCUCUCCUGGGAUGCUCUGUAACACUUACAGUUUGAAAGCAACCACAUGCGCCGGCUCAGCGAUUCGAGUUAACUGCUUGCACCCCGAACUGCGAGCGAAAUAUAUUUUCAUCCGUCCAACUGGUGAAUCGAAGCAUUACGUGGCCAUUGAUGAGAUCGAGGCCUACGGUGGGGACGAGGUUAGGCCGUUUCAUUACGUCGGUUGUUUUGGCUCUUUUAAAAUCGCUGAGACGUUAGACUCACGCCUUCUCUCGUUCAACAAGUGCCACAGAUUUUGCGAGCACUUCCAGAGGCCACUGCUGAUGAUGGCGCUGAAGAAUGGAGAGAAGUGCCAUUGCGGAACCUCACCUGACGACCAAGCAGAAUCAAGUUAUUGCGCUGUAAAGUGUCCAGGUGAUGAGCACGUUUGUGGUGGUCGCCUGCAUUUCGCUGUCUUUUCGCCUGAGCUGCCCGAGGAAAGUUUCGUUGGUUGUUACAAGGAGACGAUAAGGACGGCUGAGUUGCAGACAGUUUUCGUGGUCCAGGAGUUUGCUUUCGCAUCAUGUUCAGUGCACUGUAGGACGCAAAACUCCAUUGAAUUCGCUAUUAUGAAAUCCACGCAAUGCCUGUGUGGUGAUUUGAUGAAUGCCACUGAACAAGUUCCUACUGCUGAAUGUAACGAAAAUUGCGUCGAUGAUGCGACUUCGUCCUGUGGAGGCAGCCAACGGUUUGCUCUGUACAAAACCUUCUCAAGGUACGAAGCAAAAAGAGAGCGUAACUUCUGCCUGGACAGAGUAGCGAAACGACCCGAAUGCGGGGGAGGAAUGUGUGUGCCCGGAUGGAGUGGGCCGCUUUGCAACGUCAGAGAUUGUUCGGUGAAGAAUGGCGCCUGUGAAGGAAAUAGUUCUUGCGUGGAAGUAAUCGUAGGAGCUGAAGUGGUAACUGAAUCAAAAUUUGUCAAACGAGAGAAAGCGGCUGUCUCGGCUAGCAGACACGGUCAGUUUCCAUUGCCGAUUUCACUGCUCGUGGGGUUGGGUUUCUUCGUCCUUUCCUUGACGAUCGUGCUUGCUCUCCUCUACUUCAAAAAGUUUCCUCUACGUGUCGACCUCGAUGAGACACAAGCAGCGGGAGAAGCUGGCGGUAGGUCGCCGGAGGAGGAGGGUGAAAAAAUAUAA